UUAAAGAAUAUUGUAAUUAAACUUUCAUUAGAAUAAAAAAGCGUGAUGAUAAUUUUAAGUUAGUCAAUUAAGUAUAGUUGGUUGCUGAUUCUUUAAUUUUUUUUUACUUGUAACCAACUUACCAUGACAUCACAAUAGUUUCUUUUUAAAUAUUAAAGUUUUGCUUAGAUAACUGGAACAGUUCCUCGUUUUAUUUUAAUUUGAUUAAGUUAUAAAAUUCAUUUAAUCCUUCAGUUUAACAAGAAAAGUGUACUUAAUAUAUACAUACUUAGUAUAUUACUUUUUAAGGAAAAGGUGCAAUUUUAAGAUAAAAUAUGCCUAGAAAAUUACAUAGUGGAAUAUUUCAUCCUACUCUUAGGAAAUUACAGGAGCAGAAUGUUCAGCUACAUUCAUAUAAUUUGAUGUAUCCUAUAUUUUUAAUAGAAAAUGAUGAUGACGCACAGGAUAUUCAAAGUAUGCCGGGAAUACAAAGAAUGGGUAUUAAUAAGUUAAAAGAACAUUUAGAAUCUUUAAUUCCAAAAGGAUUGAGUUCAAUUUUACUUUUUGGAGUGACUGAAAGUAUUCCAAAGGAUGAAAAUGGAACAGCAGCAGAUCAUCCCCUUAAUCCUGUAAUUAGAGGCUUACCAAAAUUACUUGAGUGGUUUCCAUCACUUCUUAUAGCAUGUGAUUUAUGUUUAUGCCCAUACACCAGCCAUGGUCAUUGUGGAAUAUUUAACAAAGAGAUAGGAUUAGAUAAUGAGGCUAGUAUAAAUAGAUUAGCUGAAAUUGCAGUAAAUUAUGCUAAAGCUGGUGCUCAUAUUAUUGCGCCGUCUGAUAUGAUGGAUAAUCGUAUUAAAGCAAUUAAAGAUGCAUUAAUUUCACAUGGUUUCGAAAAAAAGGUAGCACUUCUUUCAUAUGCAGCAAAAUUUGCUUCAACAUUUUAUGGACCAUUUCGUGAUGCAGCAAAAUCUGCUCCUGCUUUCGGAGAUCGUAGAUGUUAUCAGUUACCUUCCGGUUCAAAAGGUUUAGCGGCGAGAGCUGUUGAGAGGGACGUAGAUGAAGGGGCUGAUAUGUUAAUGGUAAAACCAGGUUUGCCUUAUCUUGAUAUCGUUAGACAAACAAAAGACAUGUAUCCUAAUAUUCCAUUAUAUGUUUAUCAGGUUUCGGGUGAAUAUGCAAUGAUAUAUCAUGGUUCUAAAAGUGGAACUCUCAAAUUAAAUGACGUUCUCAUGGAGACAAUCAUAUCUUUUAGAAGAGCAGGUGCUGAUUGCAUUAUAUCAUAUUUUACCCCACUUUUACUAGAUUUGAUAGCCAAAUAAAUAUAUAUUUUUAAAUUAUCCAAAAAACAUGCAAAAAUUAUAAAUUUCGGUUUUGAGGUUUUUAUUUGUUACCUUUCAAUAAUGUACAACUUUGUUAGUAUUGUAUUAGAUUAGAGAAGUAAGCUUUAUUUUUCAAAUAAAAGGGAAAAGUAACUUUUUUGCUGUUGUGGGAAAUUAUGUUUUUUUUUAUAUUUUAGAAAAUGCAUUUAUUUUUUUUAGUUAAACUUAAAAUGGCAAUGUGUGCAAUAAGAGUGUUGAAGAUUGCAAAUAGAUUAAGUAUGAACCUAAAAAAUAUUUUGCACUUGUAAUUCAAAGUAAAAUAAUUUAAAAUUAAAUAUUGUACGCAUAUAAAAUGGUUAAUAUAAUAUGAUGUCGUGAAGGCGUACUGAUAAUUGAUCAAUUGAUGUGACAAUAAUCGGAAAUACGAUAGCAUAUCA
Molecule: messenger RNA, 1735 nt
Organism: Condylostylus longicornis
Lineage: Eukaryota; Metazoa; Arthropoda; Insecta; Diptera; Dolichopodidae
Product: delta-aminolevulinic acid dehydratase
Exons: 5
Coding region: 315-1298 (327 amino acids)
Biological process (GO): heme biosynthetic process
Cellular component (GO): cytosol
Molecular function (GO): zinc ion binding; porphobilinogen synthase activity
Source: RefSeq, a predicted model, not a curated record